Messenger RNA from Pteronotus mesoamericanus, 2164 nucleotides. It is a transcript of the gene ANKS4B, whose product is annotated as ankyrin repeat and sterile alpha motif domain containing 4B. The record is from RefSeq and is a predicted model, not a curated record. Bases 20 to 1264 code for a protein of 414 amino acids. The transcript has 2 exons. Gene Ontology annotation, molecular function: protein binding. Gene Ontology annotation, biological process: brush border assembly. NCBI's taxonomy places the organism in Eukaryota, Metazoa, Chordata, Mammalia, Chiroptera, Mormoopidae.
UAUUGGUGAGUAGAAAAAAAUGUCCACUCGCUACCACCAAGCUGCUAGUGAUAGCUACCUGGAACUUCUGAAAGAGGCUACCAGGAGAGAUCUGAACCUUUCUGAUGAAGAUGGCAUGACUCCUACACUCCUGGCAGCCUACCAUGGGAACUUGGAAGCCCUAGAAAUAAUCUGCAGCAGAGGAGGGGACCCUGACAGAUGUGACAUCUGGGGAAAUACUCCUCUACAUUAUGCAGCCUCUAAUGGUCAUGCCCACUGCGUCUCAUUCCUAAUCAACUUUGGUGCCAACAUCUUUGCCUUGGACAAUGACUUACAGUCACCACUGGAUGCUGCUGCCAGCAGAGAGCAGAAUGAAUGUGUUUCUCUCUUGGAUAAUGCAGCUACUGCACAGAACAUCAUGAACCCCAAGAAGGUCACUAGGCUGAAGGAGCAGGCUCAGAAGAAUGCAAGGAGGCAGAUCAAAGAGUGUGAAAGGCUUCAGGAGAAGCAUGAAAAUAAGAUGUCCCGCACCUUCAGAAAGGAAGAAUCUGGUAAUUUUUCUUCUAAGAGCACUUUUUCCAGAUCAUCCCUUUCAAAUGCUUCUGCUUCUAGCACAUUUGGGUCACUGUCUAAGGGCAUUAAAGGCACCUUCAAAAUAAAGUUCAAGAAGAAUAAAGAUACAGCAGAGCAGGUAGAGGAGUGCAGGAAUGAGCAGAGGAAUGUGAUGGAAGUGUUCAGAGAGGAAGAAGAAGACACAUUCUCAGGGGACUUCAGAGAGAAGCUCCAGGUUUCAGCAGAGGGUAGCUAUGUGCAGCACGAAUCCAUUCUCAGCCGUCCAGGUCUAGGAAAUAUUGUUUUUAGAAGGAACGAAAUAUCAAGCCCUGAAGACAUCUCAGAUACCAAGAAGGAGUUAGGGUUUAAAAUGUCCAGUGAAUUGCUUCAGAGUCGAGGAGAAGCACAGGCUAAUGAAGCAGCGGCUGAUGAGGAGGGAGAAGAAAACAGCUUGGAAGAUGAUCUCCCUUGGGAUGAGGAUGCAAUGGAGUGGGAGGAAGAUGUGGCUGAUGCUACACCCCUGGAAGUAUUCUUACAGUCCCACCACCUGGAAAAGUUUCUUUCCUUUUUCAUGAGAGAGCAGAUUGAUCUAGAAGCUCUGUUGCUUUGCUCUGAUGAGGACCUUCAGAGCAUUCAAAUGCAGCUGGGUCCCAGGAAGAAAGUUCUUAAUGCCAUAAACAGAAGGAAGCAAGUGCUCCAGCAGCCUGGGAAAAUGGGUGACACCAGCUUGUGAUGGAGUGUUGGCUCAACGGGGUGUGCCUACAGCAUGGGGUGAUGCUGUGGUCCACUGAAGCACUCCAGGCAAUAUCUGCUCUCUACUGAAUGCCCAACCACUGGGUAUGAUGUCUGAGGUUUUGGAAUUGCCCACCUGAAAAAUAGGCCCAAGCUCUACUCUGUGAAAUUCUCUAUACCUUUACAAAUAAACCACCAGUGAGAAACUCAAGGAGACCUGGGAACAAAAAUUGGUAUUUCUCUUCAAUUAUAUUUUUAAUAUUUUUAAAUAUGGAAAGACUUAAAUGGGUGAGAAAGAAGAAGAAAAACUCUCUUUACUUUUCCAACUCUGGAUGUAAGAUUAUAAUCUCUCAUCACACUGCUUUUCAUUUACUGAUUCUCAUGGCCGGGGGAUUCCAACUCCAAUUCUGUCCUUAGCUCUAGACUUUGUUGGUGAAGAUUAAAGUUCCUCCAUUGGCCUAAGAUGUGAUACCCAACCUAACUGUGUCUGAACCUUUAACAUAUGUCUACAGGUUUACAAGUAAUGAAAAUGGGCCUACAAUACUCCUACCUGAGAACAGACAGAGUAUCAGGUAGGGAGACUGAAGAGAGAAAUAGAAUAUAGGGUACCUGCUAUGGACUGAAUUGUUUCCCCCAAAUUCAUAUACCAAAGCCCUAUCCCCAAUAUGACUGGAAUUUGGAGAUAAGACCUUUAUUAAUGAGGUGACUGAAGUUAGAUGGGGUCAUAUGGGUGGGGCCCUAAUCCCAUAUAACUCUUGUCCUUGAAGAGGAAGAGACACCAGGGAUGCACAUGCACAGAGAAAAGGCCAUGUGAGGACACAGCAAGGGGAUGGCCACCUUCAUGCCCAGGUGAGAGACCUCAGGAGAAACCAGACCUGUCAACACCUUCAUCUUGAACUUC